Manihot esculenta (cassava) is the source of this 745-nucleotide messenger RNA. Its product is annotated as translation initiation factor IF-1, chloroplastic. Lineage: Eukaryota; Viridiplantae; Streptophyta; Magnoliopsida; Malpighiales; Euphorbiaceae. The record is from RefSeq and is a predicted model, not a curated record. The transcript has a single exon. Gene Ontology annotation, biological process: translational initiation. Gene Ontology annotation, cellular component: cytosol. Gene Ontology annotation, molecular function: translation initiation factor activity; RNA binding; ribosome binding. The coding region runs from base 180 to 614 and encodes 144 amino acids.
UUUAUGAAAAUUAAAUAAUUUAUGAAAAUAAACUCUUUGGCACGGGUAAGCUAUUUGUCAACCUCCCUCCUUUCCACCGCACGUCGCUUCUGCUCUUCCAAAGCCUUGUGCUUCUCCUCCCUCUCCGACUCUUUCCGUCCACUUUUACUUUUCGAUUCUGCUCUCGCCCCCUCAAGAAGAUGAGUUCCACCGCCGCCCAAGUCCACAUCCUCGCCGCACCGGGGUUCUUUUCUCCUUCCUCUACAAAACCCACCACUCUCUCUCCAAAAACAAUCUUCUUCAGCCAGGGAAUCGCCAUCAAAACUACGCUGCUCAACCUUACAAUUACCACACCACCUGCAAAAUUCGAUGUUUCAACCCAAGCAAAAGCCAACCCAAGUGGGGAGCAGAAAUGGACCCAUGAAGGUUCAGUGACUGAGUCGCUUCCCAAUGGUAUGUUUCGAGUUCGCUUAGACAAUGAAGAUGUGAUUAUAGGGUAUAUUUCGGGGAAGAUAAGGAAGAAUUUUGUACGGAUAUUGCCUGGAGAUAGAGUGAAGGUUGAGGUCAGUCGUUAUGAUUCCUCUAGAGGUCGUAUUGUUUAUAGAAUGCGUAACAGAGAUCCAAGUAACGAUUAAUUUGUUCCCGUUUGCCUCUAAUCUUCUUGCAAUUAUAAAAAUUUGAAAUCAAGUUUUAAAGUUUGCAUCUUUUUUCAGCUUAUCUUAGUAAUUGUAUAAUUCUUGGUUAUUGAUUGAAAGGUGUUUGUUCA